Molecule: messenger RNA, 1119 nt
Organism: Cicer arietinum (chickpea)
Lineage: Eukaryota; Viridiplantae; Streptophyta; Magnoliopsida; Fabales; Fabaceae
Source: RefSeq, a predicted model, not a curated record
AUGAGAUUGUUGUUGGGAGCUCAAGAAGUGUUUGAGAUUGUUCAAGAUGGCUAUGAACAACUUGGUGUGAAUCCAACAGAAAGACAACAAACAACUUUCAAAGAUUGCAAGAAAAGAUAUUGCAAGACAUUGUUUUACAUCCAGCAAAGUGUGAAUUCAAACAACUUUGAAAGGAUUUUGAAGGCGUCUACAUCAAAGGAGAUGAGAACAAAUGGUGAAUCAUUAACUGAAGUGAUGAUUAUUGAAAAGAUCCUUAGAACAUUAACACAAAGGUAUGAUCAUAUUGUAGUGGCCAUUGAAGAAUCAAAGGAUCUUGAUAAGAUGAAGGUGGAAGAUUUGCAAGCCUCCCUUGAAGUUGAUGAACUGAGAGUGAAAAGGGAGAUCAAAUUUGCAGAUAACAGUUCAAUAACGGCAGAAGGAGUAAGAAAAAUGUUGAUUCAAAUGAGAGAUGGUAAACAAUCAUUCAUAUGUGAUGUGUUGUAUGUGCCAAACAUGAAGAACAAUUUGCUAAGUCUUGGACAACUACUUGAAAAGGGGUAUUCUAUGAAGAUAGAGCAGGGUGAAAUGAGAUUAUUUGAUAGUUCAAGAAAACUGAUCUUGAAGGCACCACUGUCUAAAAAUAGAACUUUCAAGAUUGAUAUCCAAAUCAAUGAGAGCAAGUGCCUAGCUGCUGAAGUAAGGAAUGAAGAUUGGAAAAUUUUAGUAUUUCUAAUCAAGAGAAAGAAUGAAGUGUUUGAGAUGAUUAAAAAAUUCAAGAUAAUGGCUGAAAAACAAAGCGGCUUUAUUAUAAAAAUCAUCAGGACAUAUGAAGAAGGAAAAUAUAAUUCUCAUGAUUUCCAUAUUUUUUGUGAAAAAGAAGGGAUAUUGCAUGAAGUAAAUGCACCAUGUACUCCCCAACAUAAUGGCACGGCUGAAAAGAGAAACAAAAAUAUAGUGAACAUGGCCAAGAGUAUGUUGAUGGGGAAGAAAAUGCCUCAUAGAUUCUGGAGGGAAGCAGUAUCAACUGCAGUGUAUAUUUUGAAUAGGUGUCCAACCAAAAGACUAGACACAAGGACACCUGAAGAAGCUUGGACUGGAAGAAAGCCAAUUGUGAAUGAUUUGAGGGUGUUUGGCUCAUAA